AUGUCGGCGGGCGGAGACUUCGGCAACCCGCUGCGGAAAUUCAAGCUGGUCUUCCUCGGCGAGCAAAGCGUUGGGAAGACUUCCUUGAUCACCAGAUUCAUGUAUGACAGCUUUGACAAUACCUACCAGGCAACAAUCGGCAUUGACUUCUUAUCGAAAACUAUGUACCUGGAAGAUCGCACAGUACGGUUGCAAUUGUGGGACACGGCAGGCCAGGAGCGGUUCAGGAGCUUGAUUCCUAGCUACAUUCGUGACUCCACUGUUGCCGUUGUUGUGUAUGAUAUCACAAAUGUAAACUCAUUCCAGCAAACCACAAAAUGGAUCGAUGAUGUCAGAACGGAAAGGGGGAGCGAUGUCAUCAUCAUGCUUGUAGGAAACAAAACAGAUCUAGCAGACAAGAGGCAAGUCUCUAUCGAGGAAGGGGAAAGGAAAGCCAAAGAGCUGAAUGUGAUGUUCAUUGAAACUAGCGCAAAGGCCGGAUACAACGUAAAACAACUUUUCCGACGUGUGGCUGCUGCUUUGCCCGGCAUGGAGAGCACGCAGGACAAAAGCAGGGAAGACAUGAUCGACAUCAAACUCGAAAAGCCUCAAGAGCAACCAGUCAGCGAAGGAGGCUGCUCCUGCUAAUAGUGU
Messenger RNA from Protobothrops mucrosquamatus (brown spotted pit viper), 633 nucleotides. RefSeq names its product RAB6A, member RAS oncogene family (gene RAB6A). Bases 1 to 627 code for a protein of 208 amino acids. The transcript is spliced from 8 exons. Gene Ontology annotation, molecular function: GTP binding; GTPase activity. The record is from RefSeq and is a predicted model, not a curated record. NCBI's taxonomy places the organism in Eukaryota, Metazoa, Chordata, Lepidosauria, Squamata, Viperidae.